AUUUGGAAGAAAGCAACGUUAUGCGUAUCUGCCCACUUUCGCCUUCACAACGCGCAUAAAUGCAGGCUCCAUAUGCUGCUUCCGAUGCAUCACAGAAGAUAGUAUCUGGAACAUACUCGUCCCAACCAGCUUUCUGCAACCAUAAUUCCUGCAUCAUCAUCUUGGCCCGAAUGACAAUCGGGGAGAUCAGGCCCAGCGGAUCGAACAUGCGAGCUACGUUAGAUAGAAUGGAUCGCUUUGUCGGAAUGGACACAUCACUGGAUAUUGCGGAUUCGAAAGAUAAAACGUCAUGCUCUGGCUCCCAUGAAACACCAAGAGCCUUUACCGUCUCGUGUGGUAAGAAUUGCCGCGCUGACUGUGUGCCGAUUUGAUCCGCAUUUAAACCGGCGAGCACCUCGAGCUGAUUGGAUGUCCACUUUCGCAGCUCGAAGCCGCCUUUGGCGAGCAAUUGAGAAAGCUCGAUUCGUAACUGGCGAGCAUUUUCGAUGGAAUCAGCACCACCGAUGAAAUCGUCAACGUAGAAAUUAGUUUUCAAAGCAGCUGAAGCAUUGGGACAAGAGUCGCCCUCAUCGUUUGCAAGCUGCAGCAAUGUUCUGGUUGCUAAGAAUGAUGAGGGGGCUAAGCCAUAGGUAACUGUAUUCAGCUCAAAAUAUUCGAUUGGCGAGUGAGGCGAAAAUCGAAAGCAAAUGCGUACAAAUUUCCGGUCGUUAGGAUGAAGCAAUACUUGUCGAUACAUUUUCGCAAUAUCUCCAACAACGGCUACUUUAUAUGUGCGGAAGCGCAAAAUUAUGUCGAGCAGAUCGUCCUGCACGACAGGACCGACACAUAACGCAUCGUGUCGGAAGCGAAAAGCCGGUGGACGUCUUAGCUGAACCAUCAAAUACCACGCGAACCUUUGUUGUGGAGCUAGCGGCUUUGAACACGGGAUGGUGAGGCAGAUAAUACGCGCGUUCGUCGU
Anopheles merus is the source of this 958-nucleotide messenger RNA. RefSeq lists its product as uncharacterized. The record is from RefSeq and is a predicted model, not a curated record. The transcript is spliced from 2 exons. Bases 60 to 371 code for a protein of 103 amino acids. NCBI's taxonomy places the organism in Eukaryota, Metazoa, Arthropoda, Insecta, Diptera, Culicidae.